GUGACCGCGGACCAGCCGCGCUGGGUGAGCCACCACCACCCCGCGGUGCUCAACGGGCAGCAUCCGGACGCGCACCACCCGGGCCUCGGCCACUCCUACAUGGACCCGGCGCAGUACCCCCUGCCCGAGGAGGUGGAUGUACUUUUUAACAUCGACGGCCAAGGCAACCACGUCCCGUCCUACUACGGCAACUCGGUCCGGGCCACGGUGCAGAGGUACCCUCCGACCCACCACGGGAGCCAGGUGUGCCGCCCGCCUCUGCUGCACGGAUCCCUGCCCUGGCUGGACGGCAGCAAAGCCCUGGGCAGCCACCACACCGCUUCGCCCUGGAACCUCAGCCCCUUCUCCAAGACGUCCAUUCACCACAGCUCCCCGGGGCCGCUCUCCGUGUACCCACCGGCCUCCUCCUCCUCUCUGGCGGCCGGCCACUCCAGCCCACACCUCUUCACCUUCCCGCCCACCCCGCCGAAGGACGUGUCACCGGACCCCUCGCUGUCCACUCCUGGCUCGGCUGGCUCGGCCCGGCAGGACGAGAAAGAGUGCCUCAAGUACCAGGUGCCGCUGCCGGACAGCAUGAAGCUGGAGGCAUCGCACUCGAGGGGCAGCAUGGCCCCCCUGGGGGGCGCCUCGUCGUCGGCCCACCACGCCAUCACCACCUACCCGCCCUACAUGCCGGAGUACAGCCCGGGACUCUUCCCGCCCAGCAGCCUACUGGGGGGCUCCCCCACUGGCUUCGGAUGUAAGUCCAGGCCCAAGGCGCGAUCCAGCACAGAAGGCAGGGAGUGUGUGAACUGCGGGGCAACUUCGACCCCUCUGUGGCGGCGGGACGGCACCGGUCACUACCUUUGCAAUGCCUGUGGGCUCUACCACAAGAUGAAUGGCCAGAACCGGCCCCUCAUCAAGCCCAAGCGGAGACUGUCGGCAGCGAGGAGGGCUGGCACUUCCUGCGCGAACUGUCAGACCACCACUACCACGCUCUGGAGGAGGAACGCCAACGGAGACCCUGUGUGUAACGCCUGCGGGCUCUACUACAAGCUGCACAAUAUUAACAGACCCCUGACCAUGAAGAAGGAAGGCAUCCAGACCAGAAACCGGAAGAUGUCUAGCAAAUCCAAAAAGUGCAAAAAGGUGCACGACACGCUGGAGGACUUCCCCAAGAGCAGCUCCUUCAACCCGGCCGCCCUGUCCAGACACAUGUCCUCCCUGAGCCACAUCUCCCCGUUCAGCCACUCCAGCCACAUGCUGACCACCCCCACGCCCAUGCACCCGCCCUCCGGCCUCUCCUUCGGACCUCACCACCCUUCCAGUAUGGUCACUGCCAUGGGCUAGGGCCUGCUGGAUGUGCUCAGGUCUCCGAGAGCGAGUGAGCGAGCAAGAGUCCCUCCAGCCCCUUCUACUUGCGUUUUUGCAGGAGCAGUAUCAUGAAGCCUAAAAGCGACGGAUAUAUGGUUUCGAAGGCAGAAAGCAAAAUGAUGUUUGCCACUUUUGCAAGAAGCUCACUGUGGUGGUGUCUCUGUUCUGACCACUGAAUCUGGGUCCCAUUUGUGAAUAAGCCAUUCAGACUCACGUUCCCUAUUUAACAGGGUCUCUAGUGCUGUGAAAAAAUUGCUGAACAUUGCUUAUAACUUAUAUUGUAAGAAAUACUGUACAUUUGAGGAAGACUUUAUUGCACCUGGGUAGCUGUAAGAAAGGCAUGAAGGACGCCGAGAAUUUUAAGGAAUAUGGGGGAAAUAAAAUAUGGAAAGUCAGAAGAAACUAGGGCUGAUAAUCCAAAUGGACAAACUGCCAGUUUUGUUUCCUUUCACUGGCCACAGUUGUUUGAUGCAUUAAACGAAAAAAAUAUAGAGAGAGAAAAAAAAAAAAAAAAAAAA
Fukomys damarensis (Damara mole-rat) is the source of this 1871-nucleotide messenger RNA. It is a transcript of the gene Gata3, whose product is annotated as GATA binding protein 3. Gene Ontology annotation, biological process: positive regulation of transcription by RNA polymerase II; immune system development; negative regulation of transcription by RNA polymerase II. Lineage: Eukaryota; Metazoa; Chordata; Mammalia; Rodentia; Bathyergidae. The record is from RefSeq and is a predicted model, not a curated record. Gene Ontology annotation, cellular component: nucleus. The transcript has 5 exons. Gene Ontology annotation, molecular function: zinc ion binding; DNA-binding transcription factor activity, RNA polymerase II-specific; RNA polymerase II cis-regulatory region sequence-specific DNA binding. The annotation marks the transcript as partial.